AUGCUCAAAUUUUUGACACACAAGCUCCGAACGCAUUCGUUGAAUGAGGAGAACGUUUCCGAGAAGGUGGAGGAGCGGGACUCCGGCACCGAGUCGGACGACGAGGCGGAGCGCGCCGACACCGGCGAAUACUGUGCGGACGUCAUAAUGAAGUGGAAUGACGUCACUGACAUCAGUAUGGGCGGUGAGGCGUGCGCGUGCGCCCCUGCGCCGCCGCCGCCCGCCCCGGAGCCCGACCAGCUCUACGAUCACCACUCCUCGGAGGAAGAACUUGAGGUCAUCAAUGGAAGUCCUGCGGGCCCGUCCACCGUGACGUCGCGGGGCGAAGGCCGGCGGAGGGGUGCGUCGUCCCCGGCUCGCACGGCGCCAGAGAAGCGUCGGUGGCCAGCGGAGCCCUAUUUAGACGACGAGACCGCUACAAGAGCGCCCUCUUCUGACGACGAUGAUACCAAGAUCGAGACGCCUGUGCGUUUCCGCACGUCGCCACCGCUGGAGGCGUUGAAGCCGCGGCGCGCGGGAGAGUGCGCGUGCGCCGGCAAGCCCGCGUCGCCGCGCCGCCGCCGCUGCCCGCUGCCGCCGCCGCGCCGCCACCGACCCGCGCUCGACUUCGAUAAGAUGCAACAGGGGGCGGGCGGGGGCGGGCGGGGGCGGGCGGGGGCGGAGGGCGGCGGCGGUGCACAAGUGUGCAUGAUGCCGCAUAAUGAGCCCACAUGCACGUUCCCACGCAGCGCGCAGGGUUCGCAC
Brenthis ino (lesser marbled fritillary) is the source of this 744-nucleotide messenger RNA. The record is from the annotation of a GenBank genome assembly. Lineage: Eukaryota; Metazoa; Arthropoda; Insecta; Lepidoptera; Nymphalidae.